Molecule: messenger RNA, 2581 nt
Organism: Suncus etruscus (white-toothed pygmy shrew)
Lineage: Eukaryota; Metazoa; Chordata; Mammalia; Eulipotyphla; Soricidae
Gene: CAPN3
Product: calpain 3
Exons: 24
Coding region: 1-2439 (812 amino acids)
Biological process (GO): negative regulation of apoptotic process; proteolysis
Cellular component (GO): cytoplasm
Molecular function (GO): calcium-dependent cysteine-type endopeptidase activity; calcium ion binding
Source: RefSeq, a predicted model, not a curated record
AUGCCAACUGUCCUUAGUCCAUCCGUGGCUCCCCGGACAGGGGCUGAGCCCAAGUCCCCAAGACCUAUUCCCUGCCCAGCCGAGAACAGGACCACUGAGGCUGGUGGGGGGAACCCAAGUGGUAUCUACUCUGCCAUCAUCAGCCGUAAUUUUCCUAUCAUUGGAGUGAAAGAGAAGACAUUCGAGCAGCUCCACAAGAAAUGUCUGGAAAAGAAGGUUCUAUAUCUGGAUCCUGAGUUUCCCCCAGAUGAAACCUCUCUCUUUUAUAGCCAGAAGUUCCCCAUCCAGUUUGUCUGGAAGAGACCUCCGGAGAUUUGUGAGAAUCCCCGGUUUAUCAUUGACGGAGCCAACAGAACUGACAUAUGCCAAGGAGAUCUAGGAGACUGCUGGUUUCUCGCAGCCAUCGCCUGCCUGACCCUAAAUGAGCACCUGCUUUUUCGAGUCAUACCCCAUGACCAGAGUUUCACAGAGAACUACGCAGGCAUCUUCCACUUCCAGUUCUGGCGCUAUGGAUACUGGGUGGAUGUGGUUAUUGAUGACUGUCUGCCAACUUACAACAAUCAACUGGUCUUCACCAAGUCCAACCACCGCAAUGAGUUCUGGAGUGCUCUCCUGGAGAAAGCUUAUGCAAAGCUCCAUGGUUCCUAUGAAGCCCUGAAAGGUGGGAACACUACAGAGGCCAUGGAGGACUUCACAGGAGGGGUGACAGAGUUUUUUGAGAUCAAGGAUGCUCCCAGAGAAAUGCACAAGAUCAUGAGAAAAGCCAUCGAGAGAGGCUCCCUCAUGGGCUGCUCCAUUGAUGAUGGUACCAACAUGACCUAUGGAACUUCUCCUUCUGGGCUGAAAAUGGGGGAGUUGAUUGCGAAGAUGGUGAGAAAUAUGGAUAAUUCACAACUUGGGGACUCAGACCUCCUCCCAGAUGACAGAGCAACACGGACAAUUGUUCCCGUUCAGUAUGAGACAAGGAUGGCUUCGGGCCUCGUCAAAGGUCAUGCCUACUCCGUGACGGGGCUGGAUGAGACUCUGUUCAAGGAUGAGAAAGUGAAGCUUGUGCGGCUGCGGAACCCCUGGGGCCAGGUGGAGUGGAAUGGCGCCUGGAGUGACAGGUGGAGUGAGUGGAGCUUUGUGGAAAAAGAUGAAAAAGCGCGUCUGCAGCACUUGGUCACAGAGGAUGGAGAGUUCUGGAUGUCCUAUGAUGACUUCAUCUACCAUUUCACAAAGCUGGAGAUCUGCAACCUCACAGCCGAUGCCCUGGAGUCCGACAAUCUCCAGACAUGGACAGUGUCUGUGAACGAGGGGCGCUGGGUGAGGGGCUGCUCUGCUGGAGGCUGCCGCAACUUCCCAGACACUUUCUGGACCAACCCACAAUAUCGCCUGAAGCUGCUGGAGGAAGAUGAUGACCCCGAGGACUCAGAGGUGAUCUGCAGCUUCCUAGUGGCCCUGAUGCAGAAGAACCGGCGCAAAGAUCGAAAGCUGGGAGCCAACCUCUUUACCAUUGGCUUCGCCAUCUAUGAGGUCCCCAAGGAGAUGCACGGGAACAGGCAGCACCUGCAGAAGGAUUUCUUCCUGUACAACGCCUCCAAGGCCCGUAGCAGGACCUACAUCAACAUGCGGGAGGUGUCUGAGCGCUUCCGCUUGCCUCCCAGCGAGUAUGUCAUCGUGCCCUCCACCUACGAGCCCCACCAGGAGGGAGAAUUCAUUCUGCGGGUCUUCUCAGAGAAGAGGAACCUCUCGGAGGAAGUCGAAAACACCAUUUCCGUGGACAGACCAGUGAAAAAGAAGAAAACUAAGCCGAUCAUCUUCGUUUCGGACAGAGCAAACAGCAACAAGGAGCUGGUCUCAGAGGACGGCAAAGACAAACCAAGUCCUGACAAAGAGAAAUCCCAGCAGCCUCAGCCUGGUAGCUCCGAAGAGAGUGAAGAACAGCAGCAGUUCCAGAACAUCUUCAAGCAAAUUGCAGGGGAUGACAUGGAGAUCUGUGCGGAUGAGCUCAGGAACGUCCUCAACACUGUCGUGAACAAACAUAAAGACCUGAAGACACCGGGGUUCACGCUAGAAUCAUGCCGGAGCAUGAUUGCACUCAUGGACACAGAUGGUUCUGGGAGGCUCAACCUACAGGAGUUCCAUCAUCUCUGGAACAAGAUCAAGGCCUGGCAGAAAAUUUUCAAACGCUAUGACACAGACCAUUCUGGCACCAUCAACAGCUAUGAGAUGCGCAAUGCAGUCAACGAUGCAGGGUUCCACCUCAACAGUCAGCUCUACGACAUCAUCACGAUGCGGUAUGCAGACAAACAGAUGAACAUUGACUUUGACAGCUUCAUCUGCUGCUUUGUCAGACUGGAGGGCAUGUUCAGAGCCUUUAAUGCCUUUGACAAGGAUGGAGAUGGGAUCAUCAAACUCAAUGUUCUAGAGUGGCUGCAGCUCACCAUGUAUGCCUGAACCAAGGAUCACUCAACUCAAUGUCACUCAAUGCAGCUACAGCCACUUGAAGGAUGCACCCAGUAGAGCUCCAGGAUCCUCAUUGGCCAUAUCCCUCCUUCAAAUCUCUUUCCCUGUGAGAUUCUGUCUCCCUUGCCCACCC